Messenger RNA from Lycium barbarum (goji berry), 318 nucleotides. Its product is annotated as ethylene-responsive transcription factor RAP2-2-like. The record is from RefSeq and is a predicted model, not a curated record. The coding region runs from base 1 to 318 and encodes 105 amino acids. The transcript is spliced from 2 exons. NCBI's taxonomy places the organism in Eukaryota, Viridiplantae, Streptophyta, Magnoliopsida, Solanales, Solanaceae.
AUGUGUGGUGGUACUAUAAUCUCCAAUUAUAUAGUCUCGAACCGGACUUCUCUCGCAGCCGAGUUGCUAUGGGGUCGAGCCGAUCUGAGUAAGAAGCAAAAAAAUCCUGGAAAUUAUCACUCCAAGCACUUGAGAUCUGAAGUAGUUGCCCUUGAUGAUGACUUUGAGGCUGAUUUUAAGGAUUUUAAAGAGUUUGAUAACGAUGAGGAUGUUGAAGUCGAUGUCGAGCCAUUUGCUUUCUCCACUUUCAAACACUCUACUGGUUCCAAGAGGAAGAAGAGGUACGAGGAGAGAAGUCAUAAGGAGGAGAAGAUAUAA